UAAAUUAUUAACAUUUAGCUAUGAUAGUUUAGAAAGAUAAAUUCAGGUAUAAGUUGCUGUGGUGUUCUAUAUAUAAUUGGUGGCCACCCACUGAUCAAAAGUUAAUUAAGUGGGAGGGGCUACUCUGUGACCCUUCACUUCUCUGUAUGAUUUCCCAUGCUUCUUCCAGGAGUGAGGAUAUUUACUGGGGAGGGGAUAAAUCACUGAGAAUUACCUCCUUCCCUAUUUGGCUGGUGGAUGCCUCCACUGGAUUAAAAAGUCUUCCAUCAGUAGGGGGAAUACUAAUUCGAUAUGAUCAUGGAAGGCUACAGUUUAUAACCAUUGAUUUAGGAAUAAGUCCAACUGAACUCUAUGGGUCGUAGUCCCCAGUAGAAUGAUAGGGGAUUGGGCUUGAAAUGCUUUCAUUUAAAUGCAGUCCACUUACCAUUCCAGUCAAGUUCCUUUUAUUUUUAAAUCCAUUCAGUCAAGUGAAACUAAUACGGUUUUUAUGUAGCUGGUCUUUUUUUUUUCCCUCAGCCAAAAGUCAGCAGUGUUCCAACUUUUAUAUAUAUAAUAAGCUUUAAACAGAGGUGUUUUUGUAGUGUACAUUAAAAUUUAAAUAAUACAUUUUCAUUGUAUCCUUCAAAAACUCAAGUCAGAAAGUUUACUAUAGAUCUUCAGGCAACUUUUUAACAUCAGAAGCAUCUUCCCCUUUUUGAAGUGGGAUAAACUUUUUUGAAGUUAAUGCAGAGAUCUAAAUUGUUAUCUACAUUAUAUCUUUGGCUUUUUUUAAUGGAACAUCAACAUUACAGCAUGAGUGGAUUAGUUGGGGCUUUUAAUGCAAGAAAUUGCAGAAAAUUGCUCCGUAUUUUUUCCCUUUACAAAUGCCAUUAUACUUCUAGACAAUUAUAUUCUCUAUGAGGACCAAAUUGACUAAAAUUCUGAUGCUUACUCUGAUAAGUAACACUUAAUCACUUCAAGCAAAGGUGACUCCUUGGCAUAGUACUUUGCCAUGUGCAGUCUGUAAUUUCUGGCUAGAUUUAGAACUAAUCCUUUUAGCGGUCUGUGCUUAAAAUAUUUACUCUUGGAUUGUUUAGGCAUAACCCACAAAUACAAUAAUUAGCUGCUGUUAAGCUUCGUAAGGAUAAUAACGGUUAUCCUUAGAGUACAUUUUUAGUAAAGUUCAAUGCAAUAGUAAUCCAUUAUGCAAACAUGGUUAAGCAUGGUUAGUGCAAAAUAAUUUUUAUUUAAUUAUUUAAAGUAUUUUUAUCCUGCUUUUCUACUUCAAAAUGAUUCAGUCCAGAGUCCCUACCCUGAAACAUUUCUGGGUUAAGAACCUGAACAAUUGUAUUGAGGUAAGCCUUGCUCCCAGGACAUCUAUAGAGACAAACAGAAUCUCCUUGUCAUCUUGUAAAUACAACAGUGGAUCAACUGUACUGACAUUAUACAGAUAUAACAUUGUGUCAGUGAUCAAGCAAAUAUUUUUGUAAAGACUCCAGAUUCCACAAUCCCUCGUAAUGCUACCAAGGCCAUGAGCCUUGUUAGGUUAAAGUACUAUAGCUAUGAAUCAUUAUGUUUCUUGCCUUGCUUGAUUUGUUGUGCCAGACUGACCACUGGUGAUCAGCUGGCAAUAUUUUUCACAGCCACUUUCAGCAGAAAAGGCCAGUUUUUGCUUAGCACACUCCUAUUUCCUCUUUUUUUUUCUUUUUGACUGAUUUGGUUAUUUGCCAUUUCUGGGGAUUAAACUUUAAAAAAUGUUCUUCUUUUCUGUAUCUGAUGUUCUGUGUGCUAUUAGUGAUGCAGCCAACACGAACGGUUGUCAUGUGUAACACACCUUUCGAUCACCGUGAAACAACGUCCUGCGAAAGCGUCCAUGCUUGAUAUCGUUUGGUUCAUGAACAUUAAGUUUCCAGUACAGGUAAAAUUCCAGAUGAAGCCAAAGCCCUCUCUCUCUUGGCUCCUGCUCCGACAAUGACAAGCCUGAUUCCUGGUGGAGGGUUGCUUCCUAUACCAACACCUCCUGUGAGUUCAAUAGGAAUUUCCCUUGGUCCACUAGGAGCUAUACCAGCAACAGCAUUGGAUCAUAACAUUACAGCCAUUGGAGACAUACCCCAGCCACCCAUCAUGGGUAAUGUGGAUCCUUCCAAGAUUGAUGAAAUUAGAAGGACUGUAUAUGUUGGAAACCUAAAUUCCCAGACUACAACAGCCGAUCAGUUGCUUGAGUUUUUCAAGCAAGUUGGAGAAGUUAAGUUUGUGCGGAUGGCAGGUGAUGAAACCCAGCCAACACGCUUUGCCUUUGUGGAAUUUGCUGACCAGAAUUCUGUACCUAGAGCCCUUGCCUUUAAUGGAGUUGUGUUUGGAGACAGACCAUUGAAAAUAAAUCACUCCAAUAAUGCAAUAGUGAAGCCUCCUGAAAUGACACCACAAGCUGCUGCGAAGGAGUUGGAAGAAGUGAUGAAGAGAGUACGGGAAGCUCAGUCUUUUAUAUCAGCUGCUAUUGAGCCAGAGUCUGGAAAGAGCAGUGAAAGAAAAGGUGGUCGAUCGCGUUCCCACUCACGUUCAGAAUCCAGAUCUAGUUCAAAAUCUCGAAGGAAAAGAUCACACUCAAAACGCAGGAGUAGAUCCCGUGAUAGAUCACGUUCUAGUCAAAAGGACAGACGCAGAUCCAAAAGCCCACCCAAAAAACGCUCAAAAUCUAAAGAACGUCGAAAAUCAAGAAGCAGCUCUCCUUCUCGGGAGAAGAGGAAAGAAAGCAAAGAAAGAAUUAGAGAAAAAGAGAAGAUUAGAGAGAGAGACAGAGAUAAAGAAAAAGAAAAAGAUAGAGACCGAGAGAAGGAUAGGGGCAGGGAAAAAGAGAGAGGCAGAGAAAAGGAUAGAGGGAGAGAGAGGGAGAAGGAGAAGACCAAGGAUAGAGAGAAGGAGCGAGUGAAAGAUAAGGAGAAGGAGCGAGAAAAAGACAAAGAGAAGGACAGGGACAGGGACAAAGAAAAAGAGAAGGAGAAAGCAGAGAUGGAAAAAGAUAAGCGAGAAGAUUUGGACAAGGAAGGGGAAAGGGGGAGAGAGAGAGAGACAGAGAAAGUGGGAGACAAAGAGAAGAAUGACAAAGAACAAAUCCGAGAAAAGGAGGAAGACAAGGAGAAAGGAAAAGAGGGAGAGAAGGACUAUGAAAAAGACAAAGAAAGGGACAGAACAAAAGACAAAGAUAAAGAAAGGGACCGAGACAGAGUAAGAGAUGAAAAAAAGAAGAAGGAGAAGAGGUCCAGGACACCACCUAGAAGCUACAGUUCCUCAAGAAGAUCGCGUAGUUCCAGCAGAGAUCGAAGGAAGAGGAAGAGCCGAAGUCCUUCGAAGUCUCCUAGACCAUCCAAAAUCACAAAAAGGAAAUCAUCUCGGUCUCCAUCUCCAAGGAGAAACAAGAAAGACAAAAAGGCAGAGAAAGUGAGAGAUGUAAGUAAUGAUCGAAGAGAGAGGGAGAGAUCUACCUCAAAGAAAAAGAGCAGUAAAGACAAAGAGGUCAAAGAGAAAUCAGAUAAAACCACAACUGUGAAGGAUAAAGAUCUCAGUAAAGAGAAUCAGAAUUCUGAAAUCAGUAAAGCAGCAGAGGAAGAGGAGACCACCAUCGCAGAAGAAACUGAGCAACAACAGAAUGGGAACUGUCAACCAAAUGAAGAAACAGUCUCAGUUAAAACUGAAGGUGUGUAGAGGGUUGAAUGCACAUUUGACCCAUUUCACAAAAGAAAUACAAGACCUUUUCUCCUGAUCUCCACAAUCCAUCAAAAGAGGAUAAAAAAUGACUAAGCAAUCAACUGGACAUAUCAUAUUGUGCUAGCAGCUAUUCCAGUCUUGGUGGUUUGGUCGUCUUGAGGACAGACAGGAAGCAGGACUGAGUAAUAGGAUAUGCUGUGGCAAAAGCCAACAGCAACGGUCAAAUCCUCCCAAAUAGAUGCAUUUCAUGGAUAAUAAGAUAGAACAACAACUAUUACAAAUAAGGGGAUGCAGUCUGUACUAUCCUUAAAAGCUGCUGAUGGAUGCAUUUGGAAAUUGUUAAAAUAUUUGUAGGUUGAUGAAUUUUGUUUUUCUUAUGGUUUUAAAACUAAACUCCAUGUGAUAUGUUUUGAUGAUGUGCUUGAAGAUGGUGCAGAAAUAAACAUAUUUCCCUUGAUGUUGUAAAUUACAGUGAUGAAAAGUUUUAACCUAACACAGUUUUACAGUUGUGUUUAUGCCCAUGAAGGCAGGUGAAGAUUCUUUCCUCUAUUGUUUGUGACUUUCUUUUUAUAUUUUUAAAUAAUUUCUUUACAACAUAAAGUCUAAAAUACUUCUCUUAACUAGUAGUUGAUCAAUGCAUGCUGAUGUUCUGAUUCUAAAAAGAAGAUCCAUGUUUAUACUAGAGUUCCAUUCUUCCAGUUAUAAGCACAUCUAUAUAGUAAUUCCAAACAACUGACUUUGUCUCGAGCUGUAUUGCAGAGUGCCUAGUCACUUGCAGAUAGAACAGAAACAGAAAGAUGAAUAUUUUACUUUUGAACUGAGAUGUAGAGCACAAGCUGUUGCUUUAGUGCCUUUGACACAGAGAAUAGUGAUUUCUAGUAAUGUAGGUGUUUUUUAAAUUUCUUUCUAAUUUGUUCUUUUUGAUGAUUCUAUCACACCAAUAGGCAAGCAUUUGAAAGAUCUAUCAGUCAUGUCAACCGUUAGUUAUUUGAUGUAAUUUGAAGAUCUCUUGAUUUUAAGUAAAAAAAAGUCCCAUAGCUAAUCUAAUUACUGUUUAGGGAUCAUUAUAAGGCAAGAACAACCCAGUAUAUAAUCCAGGUAAUCCAUAAAUUUUUGGAUCAUAUACCAAAUCAGGGAGUUGAAUAAUGCUAAAUAAAGAUAAUUUACCUCAACAGGACUGGAAUAUGGAAAGCUCCCUUUAAAAGCAUGUAUCUUCUUAUGGACUAAAUGUAAGAAUUUAUUUCUAUACUAGUGGUGUAAUAUCACAGGAAAAGAAGUAACUAAGAUUCCUGUUCUGUUUGAUAAAGAUAUGAAAGAAAACAGCACAUAAUGGGUGCAACUCAUUCUGGCCUCAUUACAGCCUUUUAAGAUUUACAACAAAAAAUUGUACCUUAUAACACAGUUACUGUAAAAUCAAGAACGAUUUAAAUACAAUGUAAUGCAAUCAGAUAGCCUUGCAUCACUGAAAAGAGGUAUGAAAAGCCAAAUAAGCAUAUAGCUUUCAGUUUGUGUUCUCAAUAUUUCAGUUUAUUGACAUGUGAGUAUUUAAUGGAAAAACGAAAGCUAUGAAGUAAUAGAGCCCACAGAUUGUAAUACUGCUUUAGUUGCUCAUUGUUGGGUUUUUUUUGUUUUUGUUUUUUCGUUUCAUUUUUUUGUUACAGUCUAAAGUUUUUUUCUUCAAAAAACUUUAGUGAAUGCUUUACCAUGUAAAGUAUGGACAGUAAUUUUGUGAUGUUUAUGCCACAUGAAGUUGGCUAGCAAACAGCUUAUUCUGAUAAAGCAAUGACAAAUCUCAUGCUUCUUGAAGGACUGUGAAAGAUUGUGUCUUGGAACAGCAGCUGUCAUAUUUAUGAUGUGUAAGUAGCAUAGAGCAAAGAUUGUAUACUUGCUAUCUUUGGUACCAUCACUAAUAAAUUUAAGUAUUUUA
This is a messenger RNA of Candoia aspera, 5611 nucleotides long. It is a transcript of the gene SREK1, whose product is annotated as splicing regulatory glutamic acid and lysine rich protein 1. The record is from RefSeq and is a predicted model, not a curated record. NCBI's taxonomy places the organism in Eukaryota, Metazoa, Chordata, Lepidosauria, Squamata, Candoiidae. The transcript has 11 exons. Gene Ontology annotation, molecular function: RNA binding. Gene Ontology annotation, cellular component: nucleoplasm. The coding region runs from base 1951 to 3681 and encodes 576 amino acids.